Molecule: messenger RNA, 1188 nt
Organism: Mucor velutinosus
Lineage: Eukaryota; Fungi; Mucoromycota; Mucoromycetes; Mucorales; Mucoraceae
Exons: 7
Coding region: 1-1188 (395 amino acids)
Biological process (GO): lipid metabolic process
Source: RefSeq, a predicted model, not a curated record
AUGGUCUUGAUCUCCUCCCUUACCAAAGAAAUCAAAUUUGUUCUUGCUGCCUCCUAUGUGCUCUUUGCUGUUGUCUCUGAUGCCGCUCCUACCACCAUUCCUCUCAUUGAAAGAUCUUCCGCUUCUUCAAGCAAUGUUACUCACGUCAAUGGCACCUUGACUGAUGCCGAUGUAACUCUUCCUCCCUUGAUCCCUAAACGUGUUAUUCCUGCUACCAAGGUUCCUCAUGAUUACGAUGUUGAAUCUGAGUACGUUACCAAGAAUACUCAAUGGUACAAUGAGCAUGGUGGCAAUUACACUCUUACGAAGCGUGAUGAAAUCGAAACAGUCGGUAACUUUACCAUGGAUCUUCCUCCCAAUCCUCCUCACUUCCCCGCCUAUCCCAAGGACGACUUGGUUAUCAAGGCUAAUGCCAAAAAGAUCGAGGAACUUGCCAAGUAUGCUGGUAUUGCUGCUACUGCUUACUGCCGUGAUGUUGUUCCUGCUAACAAUUGGAAGUGCGAGCAAUGUUUGAAACAAGUACCUGAUGGCAAGCUUAUCAAGACCUUCACCUCUUUUGUCUCUGAUACCAAUGGUUUUGUCUUGAGAAGUGACAAGGAAAAGGUCAUCUACCUUGUCUUCCGUGGCACUAACUCCAUCAGAAGUAGCAUUGCUGAUAUCCAAUUUGAUUUCACCACUUAUCCCAAUGUGAAGGGCGCCAAGGUGCAUAGAGGCUUCUUGAACUCUUAUAAUGAAGUUGUUCGCUCCUUUUUCCCUGAUAUUCAAGACCAAAUCACCGCCUUUCCUUCUUACAAAGUUAUCGUUACUGGACAUUCACUUGGUGCUGCUCAAGCUUUGCUUGCUGGUAUGGAUCUUUACCAACGUGAUUCCAGAUUGUCUGCCAAAAAUUUAGCCAUCUACACUGUUGGCAUGCCCAGAACAGGAAAUGCUGCUUUUGCUUAUUAUGUUGAUUCAACUGGCAUUCCCUUAUCUCGUUCUGUCAACGAAAGAGACAUUGUACCUCAUGUUCCUCCUCAAGCUUUUGGCUAUCUUCAUCCUGGUGUUGAAGCUUGGAUCAGAUCUUCUGGAAGUGUUCAAAUCUGCACCGAUAGCGUUGAAUCCGACUUGUGCUCCAAUAGCAUUGUGCCCUUCACUACCAUCUCUGAUCACUUGAGCUAUUACGACAUCAACCAAGGUCUCUGCCUCUAA